AUGGACCAACAAGGCCAGCCUGGGCCCUUGAACCCCAAUGGCCGUCGCCUGCACAUCGCUCAUCGACGUAGCCCGUCUGAGCUGACUCCGCUGAUGAUGGAACAACUUGCCAUCGCCCAACAGAUCGAAGUCUUACAGCAGCAGCAGCAACAAAUUGCUGCAACUCAUCAACAAUAUGUUAACAUGGGCAUGAUUCAGCCCCAGCAACAUCUGCCCGGUAACUUCCAGAUGCAGGGACAGAUGUCUAACGUAUCACCCAAUCCGAACCAAUUCCAGUUCGCGCAGCAGGUGCCUCAGCAGCACCUUGCCGUUCCGAUGAACCCUCCUUCGCAGCCAUCCUCUCACCGUCGCAACCAGUCGGCUUUGCCCAACGUCAUGGGCGGGCCGCCGCCUGCGCCCUCGUCGGGCGCCUCUGGCUUUGGCGAAUACGGCGGACAGCAGGGAACUCAAGGCAGGGAGAAUGUCAACCCACGCGGUCGAGGUGGCGGUGGUGCUGGAUCGGGACAUACCCGUCGGCACUCACUCGCCCUGCCCGAAGCUAAGAAGGCAGCUGAACUGGCAGAACAGAAGAGAAAGACUUCUGGUUUCCAGUUCCCCAUUCCUGGCUCCGCUGGCGGCUCUAGCAACCGUGACGCAAGCCCGAGUGGAAACACACCGACUGAACAGUCUGCGGGCCGCGGUGGGCGUGGUGCACAUGGUCGCAGCCAGAGCAUGGCUGUUGGCCGCGGCGGUGGAAGCGCAGGCCGUGGUGGACCAGCUUUCUCAUUCCCUGCAGCGCCGGCUGGCGAUAACGGUGGUGCGCAGAAUGGCCAGUCUGACUUCCAACGCCGUGGCAGUCAAGGGCACGGCCGAAGCCAAUCUCGCAACUUCGAGGGCAACUGGAGGCAGCCGCAACCGCAACCCCAAGCUCAACCGCAGCAACAACCAGACCAAAACAACCAAGCCCAGAACAUGGGCAAUUUCAACAUGAACCAAACAGCAAAUGCCGCUCCUUUCCAGCCCGGUCACCGCACCCGUGGCUCAGUCAAUCAGUCUGUUGGCUCUCUCGGUAACUUCCAAUACCCAGGCCAGCCUCAGCUUAUGCAGCUACCUCAGGGUCAGGUGCUGCUUCAGCAGCAAAUGCUCGGCGGUCAGGGUCUCAACCCGCUACAGAUUGCCCACCUACAGGCACUUCAAGCUGCACAGAUGAACGGCGGGGGUUUUGGAGGCAUUCCUGGCCAGCAAGGCCAACCGCAGAUGAUGCAACAACAACAGCAACAGCGCAAGACGCUUUUCACUCCUUACCUACCUCAGGCGACCCUGCCUGCCCUCCUCGGUGACGGACAACUUGUUGCCGGUAUCUUGCGGGUCAACAAGAAGAACCGCAGCGACGCAUAUGUUACCACUACAGAUCUCGAUGCCGACAUCUUCAUUUGCGGUAGCAAAGACAGGAACCGAGCACUCGAAGGUGACUUGGUUGCUGUUGAACUUCUCGACGUGGAUGAGGUGUGGGGACAGAAGCGUGAGAAGGAAGAGAAGAAGAAGAGGAAGGAUAACGCCGAUCCUCGAGGCAGCAACAUUGCCGUGAACGACGCCACUACUCAGCCUGAGACUAGCGGCGAGGGCGGAAUUCGGCGCCGAGGAAGUUUGCGCCAGCGCCCUACGCAGAAGAAGAAUGAUGAUGUCGAAGUCGAAGGCCAGAGUCUUCUGCUGAUGGAGGAGGAAGAGAUCAACGAUGAACAGAAGCCUCUGUAUGCUGGUCACAUUGUCGCCGUCAUUGAACGAGUAGCUGGUCAGAUGUUUUCUGGUACCUUGGGUCUUCUACGCCCCAGCAGCCAGGCCACAAAGGAGAAGCAAGAAGCUGAGCGUGCGGCUCGUGAAGGCAGCAACUCUCGUCCUCAGGACAACCGCCAGCAAGACAAGCCGAAGAUUGUUUGGUUCAAGCCAACUGACAAGCGUGUGCCCUUGAUCGCUAUUCCGACCGAACAAGCUCCACGUGACUUCGUCGAGAAGCACCAGGAUUAUGCGAACCGCAUCUUCGUGGCCUGCAUCAAGCGAUGGCCCAUCACCUCCCUGCAUCCGUUCGGAACACUUGUCGAGCAGUUGGGUGAGAUGGGUGACCUUAAGGUGGAAACCGAUGCUCUUCUGCGAGACAACAACUUUGGUCCCGACGACUUCUCCGACGCUGUCAUGAAAAAUGUCGGAUUUGAGGAUUGGUCUGUUGCCAACGACGGAGAGGCUGCGUUGGAAAACCGCCGAGACUUCCGCAGCGAACAUACCUUCACCAUCGAUCCUAAUGGUUCAAAGGAGCUGGAUGACGCCAUUCACUUCAAGUACCUGGACGAUGACCGCGUUGAGAUUGGCUUCCACGUUGCCGACGUAGCUCACUUUAUCAAGGCGAACUCACUUGUGGACCGUGAAGCAAAGAAGCGCGGCACGGCUGUAUACCUCAUGGAUCGUACCGUCAACAUGCUGCCCCCCCGCCUAUCUCAAGAAAUUUGUUGCUUGAGCCCUGGCGAGGAGCGCUACACUGUGAGUGUGGUAUUCAAGGUCGAUCCAAACUCUGGACGUGUCUUCGAAGACGAGACGUGGAUUGGCAAGUCCAUUAUCAAGAGCGUUGGCAAGCUGUCUUAUGAUGAGGUCGAUGCCGUUAUCAAUGGCAACGCGUCUGAAGUCUCAGAGGGCCGUGCCAAGGAUAUCAAGAUGCUCCACCACGUCACUCAGAAGUUCCGGGAGGCUCGCUUCGGCGAUCGUAGUACCGACAUCCCGUCCCUUCGUCUGAUGCACCAGCUCGACGACGAGAACGUGCCGGUUGAAGCCAACAUCUUUGAUUCAUCGCCUUCGCACGAGUGCAUUGAGGAGUUGAGCCACAAGACCAACGCGUUUGUCGCCAAGCAGAUCCUUGCCAGUCUUCCGGAGAAGGCGCUUCUCCGGCGCCAGGCCCCGCCCAACCCUCGUCGUCUCCAGACUAUUGCUGAGCGUAUGGGCGCCAUCGGCUAUACCAUUGAUACCACUAGCAGUGGCAGUGUACAGAACAGCCUGUUCCAGAUUGAAGACGUGGACAUCCGCAAGGGAUUGGAGACCCUUGUCAUCAAGUCAAUGACUCGCGCCAAAUACAUUGUGGCAGGAAAGCAAACCGAGGAUCAGCGUUCUCACUAUGCUUUGAACCUUCCCUUGUAUACUCACUUCACCAACCCCUCUCGACGAUAUGCAGACAUCAUUGUCCACCGCCAGCUGGAGGCUGCCCUGUCCGACGGCGCCAUUGAAUUCACGGAGGACAUCGAGGUUCUCGCGAAGACCGCCGAAAUGUCCAACACCAAGAAGGACUCGGCUCAUGCUGCCCAAGAGCAGAGUGUGCACAUUGAGGCCUGCCGUGCCAUGGACAAGACAAGGCAAGAUCUGGGCGGUGACCUCAUCAGCGAAGGUAUCGUUCUCUGCGUGUACGAGUCGGCGUUUGAUGUCCUUAUCCCCGAAUUCGGCUUUGAGAAGCGCGUACACUGCGACCAGCUGCCGUUGAAGAAGGCUGAGUUUGACAAGAACAAGCGUCUCCUUGAGCUUUACUGGGAGAAGGGUGUCCCGUCGUCUGCGUACAUCCCGGAAGAUGAGAGGCCGAAGCAUGGCUCAGGUCGGGCUGCACAAGCCGCUGCUGCUGCCCGCGACGCGGAAGCCGCUAAGCAACGCGCCAAGGAGCAGGAAGAAGCCCAGCGCAGGCAAAUGGAUACCGGAGCACGCGAUGACGACGCUCUGUUUGACGACGACGACGAUGAUGAUUCCAGCGACCUCACCGGUGCUAUGGCUGGUGUCUCACUGAACACCGGCGCAGACCGCCCCACGCAAAGCAUGCCUCCGUCGCCGACCAGAAAUGGCCUCCACUCCAGCCGAUACGCCCCGCACCGCGUCAAGUCUGACUCCAAGCUCGCACAGAGCGCCAGCGACACCCCUGAAGCCAAGCUCACCAACAAGGAGAAGUACUUGAGCUGGUUCACUCUUCGCGAGGAGAACGGAGACUACAUUCAGGAUGUGCGGGAGAUGACUCGUGUGCCUAUCAUCCUUAAGACGGACCUGUCCAAGAGCCCUCCAUGCUUGACGAUCCGAUCCCUGAACCCUUACGCUCUAUAA
This is a messenger RNA of Didymosphaeria variabile, 4098 nucleotides long. It is a transcript of the gene SSD1, whose product is annotated as Translational repressor. Gene Ontology annotation, cellular component: P-body; exosome (RNase complex). The record is from RefSeq and is a predicted model, not a curated record. The coding region runs from base 1 to 4098 and encodes 1365 amino acids. Gene Ontology annotation, biological process: mRNA catabolic process. Gene Ontology annotation, molecular function: 3'-5'-RNA exonuclease activity; RNA binding. NCBI's taxonomy places the organism in Eukaryota, Fungi, Ascomycota, Dothideomycetes, Pleosporales, Didymosphaeriaceae. The transcript is spliced from 4 exons.